CCCUUUAAACUCCUCUCUGUCUAGUGUGGCGCUCUCCCGGCUGCCCUCACAGCUCACAAGAAUGGAAACAAAGGAUGUAGAAGACGAGCUAACAUGGAGCAGAGAAACAAUCCCAAGAGUCAUGAAGAUAGUCAGCACGAGACUCCCUCAAAGAGACCUUGUGUCUCUUCUGCUUGUUAGCCCUUGGCUCCACCGCACUCUCAUCUCUUAUCUCUCUCUCUGGCUGGUUCUUGAUUUUCGUGAGAUGAAUAAGGCUGGAGAUAGACUUAUAAGGGCUCUUUCACUGUCAAGAUACCAGCAUGUGAAGCAGAUUAACCUUGAAUUUGCACAAGAUAUUGAAGACAGACAUCUUGAAGUCCUUCAAAACAAGUCUAUCAUUUCUCUUCAAAGCUUGGAGUCGUUAAAUUUGAAUGGCUGCCAGAAGAUCUCUGACAAGGGAAUAGAAGCUAUAACCAGUGCUUGUCCAAAACUGAAGGUCUUCUCUAUUUAUUGGAAUGUGAGGGUGACAGAUGUUGGUAUAAAUCAUUUGGUGGAGAAUGGCAAACAUGUAGUUGAUUUGAACUUGAGUGGCUGUAAGAAUAUAUCAGACAAAAGUUUGCAAUUAGUUGCUGACAACUAUCAAGACUUAGAGUCAUUGAAUCUGACUAGGUGCAUCAAGCUAACAGAUGGUGGUUUGCAACAAAUAUUGGUCAAGUGCUCCUCUCUCCAGAGUUUAAAUCUUUAUGCCCUUUCCACCUUCACUGACAAAGCUUACAAGAAAAUAUCAAAUCUAGCCCAUCUACAAUUUUUAGAUUUAUGUGGUGCCCAGAAUCUCUCUGAUGACGGACUUUCUUGUAUAGCUAAAUGCAAAAAUCUUGUCUCACUAAAUUUGACAUGGUGUGUUCAAGUCACUGAUGUGGGGGUUAUAGCAAUUGCUGAAGGUUGCACCUCUCUUGAGUUUCUUAGCUUGUUUGGAAUUGUUGGUGUGACUGACAAGUGCCUGGAGGCACUUUCAAAGUUCUGCUCAACUACAAUUACAACCCUUGAUGUAAAUGGAUGCAUUGGCAUAAAGUUUGUGGAGUACAAAUUUUUCUUGCAGAAACGGAGCCGGGAAGAAUUGCUUCAGUUGUUUCCUCAUCUGAAGUGUUUCAAAGUACACAGCUGAUACUCUGGAAAUUUGCAUGUGGCUAUAUCCUCACAUAAAGGAUUCCUAUGAUCUAUUGAGGUAGCAUUUUGUGCUCUAAUUUUAUAUCAAAAUUCCCACUCAUAGUUGGCCCCACCAAUGGACCCCUAAGUGUUGCCCACCUGUUUGUGGUGGAUGGUGUCACUCUGUAGUAAUGUCAGUACCUGAUCUUGCUCCUGAGGAUGUAAAUCUUGUUUCCUUUAUUCUUGUGCUAGUGAAUUGCUCUUGUAAAACCACGUUAAGCUUCAGGUUGCCCUGGUUAUGUGCGUCAUCAUAGUAAAACAUAUUAUAUUAGUUAAUGCUAUUGAAGACUAUUUGAACAA
This is a messenger RNA of Hevea brasiliensis (rubber tree), 1485 nucleotides long. RefSeq names its product F-box protein At3g58530. Gene Ontology annotation, cellular component: SCF ubiquitin ligase complex. Gene Ontology annotation, molecular function: protein binding. The record is from RefSeq and is a predicted model, not a curated record. Gene Ontology annotation, biological process: SCF-dependent proteasomal ubiquitin-dependent protein catabolic process. The transcript is spliced from 13 exons. The coding region runs from base 62 to 1144 and encodes 360 amino acids. Lineage: Eukaryota; Viridiplantae; Streptophyta; Magnoliopsida; Malpighiales; Euphorbiaceae.